Molecule: messenger RNA, 2731 nt
Organism: Gasterosteus aculeatus aculeatus (three-spined stickleback)
Lineage: Eukaryota; Metazoa; Chordata; Actinopteri; Perciformes; Gasterosteidae
Product: heparan-alpha-glucosaminide N-acetyltransferase
Source: RefSeq, a predicted model, not a curated record
AUGUUGUAUUGUGUGUGUGUAUAUGCACACGUACUGAAACAUGGACUUCAUUGUCCAGAGUCUCUGUUUAACAGGACAGCAGGUUUGGAAGCGAGCGCCGCUCUUCUGGGAGUCCAUGUCAAAGGUUAAUGAGCUGCUGCUGGGAGACUGGCCCCGUGAACUCAUCUGUCACAGCCAGCGCUCAGGGAAAUGAGCUGGUUAAUGAAAUGAGGAGACGGAGAGGAUGUGACAAGUGAUCAACAUUUAACAGUUGGCCGGCUGGGGAAAUGAGAAUGCUGCUGCCAAUGGUUUGGAUCGUGUUCGGAAAUAACAAGCUAAUCACUUUGACUUCCACAUAAGCUUUUUAAACUGGUGAAGUAUCUGUCUUUAACAAUUCUCACUUUAUUCAUCUGUUCAACAAAAUUGCAGACUAAUAUCACCCCAAACAUUAUUCCAAACAUGUAAACAAGUUUGAUGGAUCCACCAAACAGGCGUGCACGCCGCACUUCGACCCUUUUUAUGUUGGUCUGGGUGUUAUAAAGACAAUCGAUUGAGGUGGCACUUUUCAAAUAGCAACAUGGAGUCCAGCAGAACACUUCAAGCAAGUCUAACUGUGUUAAUCCUUGUAACCAGCAGCUACGGAGGACGCCUACAACCAGAGCCCAAUCUGAGAUUGAACCAGGCUCUGUUAACGUUCCAUAACCAGCUGACCGAAGAAGUGCAGGUCUCCUACACGUCAGAUUACUGCUACAAGUGCUUGUUCCUGCAUCUGGUCACGGUGACACACAGCAACAAUGCAUCUGCUGUGCUCAGCACAAAAUUCGCCCUGACUCUGGAGGUGAAAUCACACACCACGAAUGCAACUCUUUGCAGGUGGAGUCAGACAUAUGGAGAAGGUGGUCAUUACUCGGUUUGGAUCCAGAUGUCCGAGACCGCCAAUAACUCCAGCUGCACUUUCACUGUGGAUAAGAAACCAAACAAUGUUUACAUGCCUCUUCUGGUGGCAGCUCUCUUAUUGGUCGUACUCGCUGUCCUAUUCAUUGCGAGACCCUACAUCCACAGGAGGUGCUGUGCAUCCAAAUGUAUCAGGACCGUUUGCUGCCAAGGCCCGCAGCAUUCAGACGAUAAUGAACUCGUAGAGGCUUGUGAGGCUCAGCAGAAUACCACUAAAGCUAAACCAGCACGUCUGCUCUCACUGGACACUUUCCGAGGGUUUUCCCUGAUUGUGAUGGUGUUUGUGAACUACGGAGGAGGAGGCUACUGGUUCUUUCAGCAUGAACCUUGGAAUGGUCUAACUGUGGCCAGUCUCGUCAUGCCAUGGUUUGUGUUUGUUAUUGGGACUUCGGUGGUGUUAGCUUUCACGUCCAUGCAGAGGAAAGGAGUCAGCCGCCUGCAGCUGCUGCGCAAAAUCACCUGGAGGACAGUGGUCCUCAUGAUGCUUGGCUUCUGCUUCCUGAACUACUCUCCCAUAGACGGAUCACUGUCCUGGUCCUGGCUGAGGGUCCCUGGAGUGCUGCAGCGUCUGGGCUUCACCUACUUUGUUCUGUCUCUCCUGCAGACUUUCUGGGGCCAGAAAGAAAUCCCACUGAGAACGUAUCACUGGUGGAACCCCGUCCAGGACGUGGUCCUUUACUGGCCACAGUGGCUGAUUAUCAUCCUGCUUGAGGCUCUGUCGCUCUGUAUCACGUUUCUCAUGCCCGUACCCGGCUGCCCCACAGGGUAUUUGGGAGCCGGUGGAAUCGGUGAUUACGGUCUCUACCCAAACUGCACUGGGGGCGCGGCGGGGUACAUUGACAGGCGGAUGUUUGGUCACAACCUAUACAGAUACCCCACAUGCAAACAAAUAUAUCUCACCACGCAGCCCUUUGACCCGGAGGGGGUUCUGGGUACAAUCAACUCCGUUGUCAUGGGAUUCCUGGGGAUGCAGGCCGGGAAAAUCAUCAUUUUCUACAAGGGGAAGAACAUCGUCAUUCUCUGUCGAUUCCUGGCGUGGGCCCUCAUCCUGGGAAUCUCUACAGCCAUCCUUUCUAAGUGCACACGAGACGAAGGAUUUAUACCUGUCAAUAAAAACCUUUGGUCGUUGUCCUUUGUGUUGUGUGCAGGCUGCUCCUCCUUCCUGCUGCUGGGGGCCAUGUACUUUGUCAUCGAUGUUAAGGGCUGGUGGGGCGGACAGCCGUUCAUAUACCCAGGGAUGAACUCCAUCUUUGUCUACGUCGGCCACACUAUGCUGGGUUACUACUUCCCGUUCAGCUGGGAGAUGCGCUUCACGGAGAACCACUGGGAGUGGCUCUUCCAAGGCCUGUGGGGAACGUCUCUGUGGGUGCUCACCGCUUACCUGCUCUACAGAAAGAAAUUCUUCCUCAAAAUAUAAACCGGGCUGAAAAAAGGCUCAAUUUUUAAUUUUUUAGCUAAACAAACACUAUUCAUGUAAAAUUAUAUUGAUUUUUAAAACAUCAGAAUAAAAAAAAAUGUGCUUGUUGUUUGUUUACUCUGUUUAAUAUACGGCGUGCUGAGGUGCAUUUGAAUGAACUGUACUGUACUGUGCCAUCUGAACGUGCUUCAAGUUUGAUCAAAUACAGCACAGCUAACAAGUAUGACAUUGUUCCUCCAUGAAACCCAUUGAAACAGUGCCCAGCCUCUGAAGAAGAUCUCUGCUUCAUUGUCCGUGUGGGCAGCUGAGGAUUUAUUUGACGCCACUUGUUUUGUGCACUGAAUAGACUGAUUAAAUCAAAUACACUGAGGUACUACUUAA